AUCUCCUCCCAUGUCCUGGCUUUUUUUUUGCGUGGUGGGGGACGGACUACGCGACCGCCUCUCCCCUUCCUAUCCGCUCCGUGCCGUGUCUCUUCUUCCUUCCUCCUCCCCUCCCCUCCGAGCCUGCUAUAAAAUCCCCGCCCCCUCCCGUCUCUUCUCCACACAUCCGAUCCAAAUCCAGCCCCCUCCGAUCGAAGCGAAGUCAAGGCUCUUUCGUCCUCCUCCUCAAGAUGCAGAUCUUUGUGAAGACCCUCACCGGCAAGACCAUCACCCUCGAGGUUGAGUCCUCGGACACCAUCGACAACGUCAAGGCUAAGAUCCAGGACAAGGAGGGCAUCCCUCCGGAUCAGCAGCGUCUCAUCUUCGCUGGCAAGCAGCUCGAGGAUGGCCGCACCCUGGCUGACUACAACAUCCAGAAGGAAUCCACACUCCACCUGGUGCUCAGACUCCGUGGUGGCAUGCAGAUCUUCGUCAAGACCCUGACCGGCAAGACCAUCACCCUNGAGGUCGAGUCCUCUGACACCAUCGACAACGUCAAGGCAAAGAUCCAGGACAAGGAGGGCAUCCCCCCGGACCAGCAGCGUCUCAUCUUUGCUGGCAAGCAGCUCGAGGAUGGCCGCACCCUUGCGGACUACAACAUCCAGAAGGAGUCCACCCUCCACCUGGUUCUCAGGCUCCGUGGUGGUAUGCAGAUAUUUGUCAAGACCCUCACUGGCAAAACCAUCACCCUCGAGGUUGAGUCCUCAGACACCAUUGAUAAUGUGAAGGCCAAGAUCCAGGACAAGGAGGGUAUCCCACCGGACCAGCAGCGUCUCAUCUUUGCUGGCAAGCAGCUCGAGGAUGGCCGCACCCUUGCAGACUACAACAUCCAGAAGGAGUCCACUCUNCACUUGGUGCUCAGGCUCCGUGGUGGCAUGCAGAUAUUUGUGAAGACCCUCACCGGCAAGACCAUCACCCUGGAGGUGGAGUCAUCUGACACCAUUGACAACGUGAAGGCGAAGAUCCAGGACAAGGAGGGCAUUCCCCCGGACCAGCAGCGUCUCAUCUUUGCCGGUAAGCAGCUUGAGGAUGGCCGCACCUUGGCGGACUACAACAUCCAGAAGGAGUCCACCCUUCACUUGGUGCUCCGUCUCCGUGGUGGCCAGUAAGCUCCUGGCCAUGGAGCUGCUUCUGUCUCUGGGUUCACAAGUCUCGGUGUCUCCGGUAUCCUCCAAUGGAGUCUGGUCUGUGUCUGUCGUUGCCUGAACUGUCUUUGUUUCUGUACCAUACUGUGAUGCAGUGUUAUCGUUUGUAUCUUCAAACUUCUGCUGGUGUGGAGCAGCUUUGGUGAACUAUGAAUAAGUGAGCGCUUAAUUUGGUCCAUAA
Molecule: messenger RNA, 1365 nt
Organism: Triticum aestivum (bread wheat)
Lineage: Eukaryota; Viridiplantae; Streptophyta; Magnoliopsida; Poales; Poaceae
Product: polyubiquitin
Exons: 4
Coding region: 231-1148 (305 amino acids)
Molecular function (GO): protein binding
Source: RefSeq, a predicted model, not a curated record